Messenger RNA from Filobasidium floriforme, 2169 nucleotides. RefSeq names its product nitrogen permease regulator 2-domain-containing protein. Gene Ontology annotation, molecular function: GTPase activator activity. The transcript is spliced from 8 exons. NCBI's taxonomy places the organism in Eukaryota, Fungi, Basidiomycota, Tremellomycetes, Filobasidiales, Filobasidiaceae. Gene Ontology annotation, cellular component: GATOR1 complex; vacuolar membrane. The record is from RefSeq and is a predicted model, not a curated record. Gene Ontology annotation, biological process: negative regulation of TORC1 signaling; positive regulation of autophagy. Bases 1 to 2169 code for a protein of 722 amino acids.
AUGGUGGCCGGUCCUUCCGAUGAAUCGUUCUUGCCGCAGAUCGUCGGGGUCUUCUAUGCGGUGUUCGACCCCAUCCGCGGACCGAUAGUACCCUAUCAAGUCCCGGAGACCCUGAUAUCUCAGCCAGAAGAUUUGAACAAGUCAGUCGCAGGUAUCAGCAGUCGGACAGACCGGAGACCCUCCCCGACACCACCCUCUGGCACUCCAGCACGAUCACACUCGAGCUCACCCCAGAGGGCUGCCUCUAUGGCAUCCAAACGAGCCCUCUCCGUUUCUCCCUCCCGGACCUUUCGUUCAGCAUCAAGAAGGUCUCCAUCACCUCUCACUCAAUCGACGCAUAGCAUCCCUUAUAACCCGAAACCGCUCAUCGCACCGGCCAUGAUCGAGUUCAACACCAUCGCCGAAUUCAUCAUCCCCAAGGCUCCUCUGAAACAUCGGCUCGUCACCUGUUGUUCCGGGAGAUACAAGAUCGUCGGUUUCCCCUGCAUGAUCGAGGACUCGUAUUACGAAAGAAACGAGUUCAUCUUCAACAUCGCAUUCGUGUUCGAUCGGUUGUCGGAUCUGAGCGCUUUCGAGCCGGUAGUGAGGAAGUGCGGGAGGAUCAUGCGGGCAGCCGAGUUGGAUACACGCUGGCUGUCGAACAAGACGUCUCAGGCAAAGAUCCAGUCCGUUCUCGAACAAUUGCAUGAAGACCUCAACUCGUACUCCGGCACGAGUAUCGUCCUGGACAAUAUCAACUCGCUGGACCUCUCUCUUUUCCCCUUCUAUGCUAAUCCGCCGGCAGUCCAUGACUGGCACGUCCCCGUAGCUCUCAUCGAUUUCAAGAAGCUCAAAGAUGCCAACUGGGAUAUCACCGCGAGCAAGAUCUGCCAAUACAUCGACGGGGUACAGCACGUAGAGCGAAUAGCACAACUCGCAGAUGCAGAUCUCGAGAGCGUCCGUUCGUGUAUUCAGCAUUUCCUAUACUACCAGGUGGUCAUGAUGAUCGACAUCUUUCAGUACUCGAACAUGUAUACCUGCAAACCCGCCAUCCAACGCAAGAUCAAGGACAAGAGCGUGUCAGAGGAAUGUGGAGCCUAUGUCACACAUGCUGGCUUUCCCAUUCCUUCCUGGCCCAUCCUAGCGAUCCUCUAUUCUCAGCUAAGACCCGGAAUCACAGUACACGAAUGGAUGGAGACCAACGAAGUCCGUUCGAGGGGAAUCGAUGUCCGACGGUUCGUCACUUUCGGGAUCAUCAAGGGUUUCCUACGUCGUGUCCAUCGAUGGCCGAUCCACGUAGAUACGGUCUCGGGCAACGCACGGGAUUCGGUUCGACAUCGAUCGAAAGAACGGGCGAGAAUAGGGGAUAUCGAUGAGGAGCCCGACUUGGCUUUGACUAGCGGUCUGGAAGCGCUCAAAGUGGGCGGGGGAACGGGUACGGGUGCAGGCAGGAAAGACAGCAUGGUGACAUCAGGCACGACCGGGACGAGCGCACCGGGACGUAAUGAAUCGAAUAUCACGCUCCGAACGACUGUCUCUACAGCGGGCAGUCUAGGUACAUCGCCCAAUUUCGGAGGAGGGAUCUGGAGAGCUAGGUCAGACUCUCCAUUACAAGGCGGAUUCAUGCAAGUGACUUCGAUGACCGGGCGACAGAGCGGUAGUCAGACUGCCAAUAACCCAUCGGGAGGAACGGGGACGAAGAGUCCCGGGUAUUUCCAACCGCAGACGUCGAUCUUGUCCUCUAGUGUGAGAUCCACACGAGGCGGAAAUUUCAUCUCGACCUCUCACAAUACUUCGGCAUCAGCGCCCCGGGCUGGCGGAGGUCCUUCGUCACAUAAUUCCAACUCGAACCCUGGCCAUACCGGUUUCCUCAAUCCCGGCCAACGUCCCGUCGGGCACCAUCGAAAUUCGAGGGACGCACGAGCUCGAGCGAACGGGUUCAAGACCCCUGGAAGCGCGAUCCCGCAAAGGGAACAAGAGACCAACCUCCACGCGAGCAUGUUGGGUUAUCUUGACGGGUUGCAUCACGCCGACGAGCUUCAGGUCAAGUUCAAGAUGGGGUGGACUAGGUUGGAAGAGCAUCUAAGAAAGAUUGCUGGAUUGCCGGAGGAUCUGCGAGGGCUGAGCGAGGAAAAGAGGGAAGCGGCGGGGAGGGGCGAUUACGGGAAGGUCGUCGUCGUCUUGCGCUGA